AUGGUCCAGUAUUUGGGUUUGAAGAAAAUACCUUCAAAAAAUACAGUGAUAGGUGUAGGUGGUCAGAAAAGUACUACGUCGACUGCCAAAGUAGUAGUCACGAUUGGCUCUAGAGUCGAUCCAACCUUCAGAUUGCAGGUGCACGCUUACGUUCUUAAGUCAGUCACGGGCCUUCUCCCAGCUACCAGGGUAACCAGGGUAGAAUGGGUAGACUUAGACGACAACGAGUUAGCUGAUCCCGAAUAUUUUAGGCCUAAUAAAAUUGACAUUUUAUUGGGUGCUGAAAUAUACAGCCAGGUUAUUCGGGAUGGUUUAAAGAAGAACUUAAGCGGGACGCUCUUAGCGCAAGGCACCGCUUUAGGCUGGAUAUUGUCGGGGGCGGUCGAAGUAGACAAUGAUCCUAACAUUCAGUCACAUAUUGCCGUGAUGCAUUCUAGUGUCCAAGAUGAUGAUAUUAUGUUGCGAAAAUUUUGGGAGUUAGAGGCGGAACCAUCUGGAACAAAAAAGAUGCUCACGGAGGAUGAAGUCAAAUGUGAACAAUUGUUUACAACUUCUACAUUGCGUAAUGAAGCAGGAAGGUACAUCGUAAGAUUACCUUUGCGGGAUGAAGAGCUGGUUGGUAAGUAUGGCGAGUCAAAAGCUAUAGCUGAAAAAAGACUGAAAAGCUUAGAAUUAAAAUUAGGAAGGAAUGAUAAAUUAAAACAAGAUUACAAAAAGGUCAUACAUGAAUAUUCAGAAUUGCAGCAUAUGGAAAAGGUAUCACAGGAUAAAAGAAAAUGUAAAGAAGCUAUAUACUUACCACAUCACGCUGUCAUCCGCGAAGACAGGGAUACGACCAAGGUGCGAGUCGUAUUCGACGCUUCCUGUAAGGGUUCAAAUGGGAUGUCACUUAAUGACAAUUUGUUGAUUGGACCUCCCUUGCAGGCAGAACUUCGCCAUAUUAUUAUGCGCUGGAGAUCAUAUCAAAUAUGUUUGGUUGCCGAUAUAGUUAAAAUGUAUCGGCAAGUUUUAGUUAACCGGAAGGACACAAUAUUUCAGCGCAUACUUUGGAGGGAUAAUCCUGAAAAUGAAAUAGAAGAGUACGAACUGAUGACGGUAACAUUUGGUACUGCAUCAGCACCAUACUUGGCGGUUCGCGCUCUUCACCAAGUGGCUUAUGAUGAGUGUGAAUUUAAUCCUGAAAUAAAGAAAAUUAUAUUAAAUGACUUCUACAUGGACGAUCUGAUGACUGGAGCUGAAAACAUAGAAAAGGGCUUUAAAAUCUUCACAGAAAUGAAUGAUAUUUUGAGUAGAGCUGGAUUCAAAUUGCAAAAGUGGAUGACUAAUAGUAAAGAAUUAUUAAAUAAUAUAAGAGAUGAGAAAAAACCUACAGAUGAAGAGUUACUAAUAAAAAUGGAUGAGAUAUCGAAAAUAUUAGGACUUAUCUGGAAUUCACGCAAAGACACGUUUCAAUACUCUCUGAAACUCCCGACGAUGACUGCACCGCAAUCUAGUUGCAAUCCAGAGUUAGCAGAAUACCUCGCCAAUAAUGGUACGGAGUGGCAUUUUAUUCCGCCUCACGCGCCCAACUUUGGAGGCUUAUGGGAGGCAGGAAUAAAGUCCACCAAGCACCACCUUAAACGGGUGAUAGGAAACUCUACCUUGACAUACGAGGAGAUGGCCACCGUGCUGGCUCAAAUUGAGGCGUGCCUCAAUUCAAGGCCAUUGUCUUACGUGGAGGACCAAGAAGAUGAUGCAGGAUUUUUGGCGGCGUUGGUCUAA
Molecule: messenger RNA, 1761 nt
Organism: Trichoplusia ni (cabbage looper)
Lineage: Eukaryota; Metazoa; Arthropoda; Insecta; Lepidoptera; Noctuidae
Exons: 3
Coding region: 1-1761 (586 amino acids)
Molecular function (GO): nucleic acid binding
Source: RefSeq, a predicted model, not a curated record